AUGGAAUUACCUUCAAAGGUCGAAAUAUCACCACAUCGUAUCGAAUACAUUCUCUGUUCGCCAUUAGCGGACAGCAUUUCCGAUGCCCCUAGGAAUACCGGAGUGGUUUCUCAACCAAACACCACGAGCAGCCCGCCACCGCGUGAGGCAUCGUCCCUCGCCCCGUCCAAAGACCGCUUUCGCGUCUCUCGACGUACGAGGGACCAGGACAAAGACAAGGACAGAAGAGGGCCGAAGCGCGCACAAUCGGCGAGGGAACCAGUGUCAUCGCGUCUAUUGGUUGCGUAUGAUAGAAACGAUGCCGAGAGAAACGAGGACAAGGCCCGGGUCUUCCACAGCAACAACGCAGAAGACAGAGACAGAUGCGAGUUCCUGGAGAAGCUACAGCAUGCUGCUGAAGCUAAUUUCACGAGCAUAGUGAACGACGACAUGAGCACGGCAUGCCCCAGGGCCGGGGGCACGCGCCCUAAAGAUCCUGCCCGACAAACGAAAACCGCCACAAAUGCCCGCACCGAAAGUUCGAACGAAUCCAGAUACACCGAAAGGUCAGAGACCUCCUGGACUACCCAGCCGAGCCCUUAUCCCCCUCCGCCGAGAAUACAAUCAGACGGCCGCGACGCGAGAGACCGGAGAACGGGCACGAAGUCCCUCGUCCGAGAGGGCGAUCGAAUCCCGGACGGCUGCGUCCCAGAAGAGACGCCAUGCAUACGCUGCGCAAAAGCGUGGUUCUCGGGUUGGGCGGAUAACGGGCUGGCAUGGCGGCCUGUUAUAUGUGUUCGCAAGCGCGGUGGGGUGCGCGUGCGGUGUGUCGGUUGCGUGAGGAAACAUAGGAAUUGCGAGGAUAUACACCCGGAGGUCCUUAAUGAAUGGAGAAAGAUUCAAGAUCGGGAUCCCAGUGAGGAUGUCCUGGCUGCCCACCGCGCAUGGAAGAGAAGAGUCAUGAUUCUUCAGAGAUGCACCCGCAGGCGACGGGGUAGGGGCGCGACCUCGUCUUCCAGCGUCCGCUAG
Messenger RNA from Aspergillus mulundensis, 1008 nucleotides. RefSeq lists its product as uncharacterized. The transcript is spliced from 3 exons. Lineage: Eukaryota; Fungi; Ascomycota; Eurotiomycetes; Eurotiales; Aspergillaceae. The record is from RefSeq and is a predicted model, not a curated record. The coding region runs from base 1 to 1008 and encodes 335 amino acids.